AUGAACCAGAUGCUGUUAGGAGAAAAACUGCCUGUGGUGGGAAAUGCCAUGGAGCAAGAGAUCUCUCGUCUCCGUCCGUCCCGACCAUGCUACCUCCGUCUCGCCUACACCCCCCUGAGCCAGGAAGGUGUCCGGAGAUCCAGCUGGAGCUCAGAGCUGGUGGAGAAGCCUCAUGACAGGGAGAAGCCGCACAAGUGCUUGGAAUGUGUGAAGAGUUUCAGCUACAGCUCCGCCCUGAUGGAACACCAGAACAUCCACGCUGGGGAGUGGGAAUGUGGGAAGAGCUUCAAGCCCGUGGCCAAUCGCUCCCCAGCAGUGGCGAGAGCCAAUGAGAGCGCGCGGCGCUGCCGAGCCCGCCCCGCUCCGGACUGGUGCUCCCAGCGCAGCGCGGCUGCUUCGGGGCUGCGGCCCCUGCCCGGCGCUGGCCGUGGGGCGAGGGGCGGCAACCGGGGCCGGACUGGUGGCACUGGUGGUGCUGGGAGCGCCCCCGGCUGCGGGCGCGGAGCUCUCGGGGAUGAGAUUGAAGAGUGUCACUUGUUGAACGGCACGGAGAAGGUGAGGUUCGUGGAGAGGUUCAUCUACAACCGGGAGCAGUUCCUGAUAUUGGACAGCGACGUCGGGGUGUACGUGGGGUUCAUCGCCUAUGGGGAGAUGAAUGCCAAGCGCUCUAACAGGCACCCGGUUCACAUGGAGUACUACCGGGCUUUGGUGGACACGCAGUGCUGGCGAAACUACGAGCUUUAUGCCCCGUUCACAACGGUGGAGCGCCGAGGGGAGCGCGGGGCAGAGCGCGUCCCCUCGGACCCUGCCCUGCAAAUGACCCUGGAGCUCCUGAAAUUCCCAGUAUCUCUCGAGUCUGGGAAUCGCCUCAGAGGCCGCAGCCCUCCUUGUGCCCAUCACUGGGACAUCCUCUCCCACCCAGUGACCCCCCCGUGGCUCCUCCAGCCCAUCCCAGUCCAUCCCGAUCACUCCCAGUGCUCCGCGGCGCGUCCAUCUCGGUCGAGCGUGGAGAUAACUAACGCCUCUCAGCCAAUCACAGCUCGUCCCUCCGAUGACCCAUCUGUUGCUAGGAUGAUCCGCAGAUCCGAGUGCCCCGAGCUGGACUCGGCCUCGCGGCGCCGCGCACGUCAUUGCCAGUUCCAUCCCAGUCCAUUCCCAGAUCCCUCCCAGUGCCACCGCAGUCCCUCCAACUCCCUCCCAGACCCUCCCAGUCUAUUCCCAGUCCACUCUCCGACUUCCACGCUCUCUCCCAGUGCCAAGUGCCCCUCCCACCUUUCUCAGUGCCACUCCAGUCCCUCCCAGUUCAUUCCCAGACCAUCCCAGUCCUUCCCAGUUCCAACCAGCCCCUCCAAGUCUAUUCCCAGUCUAUUCCCAGUUCACGACAAGACUUCCACCGUCUCUCCCAGUACCCCCCAUCCUCUCCCACCUCUCUCGGUGCCACUCAACUCCCUCCCAGUCCAUUCCCUGUCCCUCUCCACCCCACUAAAGCCCUCCCCUCUCCCAGUGCUCCCCAGCUGAUUCCAGUGUGUCCCCACUCUCUCCCUCUCCCCCAGUGCCCCCAGUGUGUCCCUCUUGCUGGUGCCCUCGAGCUCCCAGCCCGGCCCCGGCCACCUGCUCUGCUCCGUCAUGGAUUUCUACCCUGCCCACAUCCAGGUGUGCUUGCUGUGCAUCCACGGUCUCACACCUGCUUCACCACCCCACAAUGGCCCAUGAAUUUCCCCAUCUCUUGGCCAAAUGAACUUUCUGAGCUAACUCUGGUGAUCCCCCCACGGAAGAUCCCUCAUCUGCCUCAUGACCACCAUCAAGGACGGAGACUGAAGCCCCCUCCCAAGGAAUGAGACUGAGACCCUUAUAAUUCUAACACAGGAUGCUGGUCUGACGGAAGUGGGAUGUCUGCCAAGUGUUGCCUGCAGCAGAGGACUAUAAGAGACCCCUGAGUUAACCAAAGAAUUUGAGAUUCUCCUCGAUGUGACAAGACGGAUCUACUGGCCGGACCACAGGGAUUUCAUCUCUCCAUUGGCAGCUAUUCCCCCCAGCCCUUCUUUUCCUCUCUCUCUCUCUAUCCUUUAUCUCCUUUCUAAUCCUUCUAUCACAUUUGCUGUGGGCACUCAGUAAAGGUGCAUUUGUUUUGAUGAAUACUGAAAUCCCCUCUGUGUUGUUUUGCACUCUGAGAUCAGUUAAUGAACCAUCACAACCCCACUUGUACAAGUGGAUCAUGGCAGGCCGCGCCGUCCUGGGCCCUCCUUCUGAAAACGGCGCUGACCACGCUGUUUAAGAUUCCCCUUUUUCCCACCAAUUCCUUCUCCUCUGGUCCCAAACCUCCCCUUCCCCCCUACCUACCUCUCCCCCUUCCUGCUGUGCCGCUGCAGCUGGCCCUGCCCCGGGCCCGCGUGGCGCGGCUGCGAGCCCCGUGCAGGAGUCAGCCGGCCUCACCACCACCCUGUGAAAAACCAAUCACUUGUUUUAAAAAUUUAAAUGUUCAAUAGUAAUAAAAUAGUUACAAAAACAGGAAUAAAAAAAUAGAACAGUAAGAACUUGGACAAUCAGAGUUAGGACAAUAAAAAAGCAAAGAAUUA
Molecule: messenger RNA, 2576 nt
Organism: Haemorhous mexicanus (house finch)
Lineage: Eukaryota; Metazoa; Chordata; Aves; Passeriformes; Fringillidae
Exons: 6
Coding region: 1-1518 (505 amino acids)
Biological process (GO): antigen processing and presentation; immune response
Cellular component (GO): MHC class II protein complex; membrane
Source: RefSeq, a predicted model, not a curated record